Messenger RNA from Ananas comosus (pineapple), 2707 nucleotides. RefSeq names its product pentatricopeptide repeat-containing protein At1g12775, mitochondrial-like. The record is from RefSeq and is a predicted model, not a curated record. The coding region runs from base 9 to 1565 and encodes 518 amino acids. The transcript is spliced from 4 exons. Gene Ontology annotation, molecular function: protein binding. Lineage: Eukaryota; Viridiplantae; Streptophyta; Magnoliopsida; Poales; Bromeliaceae.
GAACCCUAAUGCCCGUUCCACGGCGACGAACCCUAACCACUACCACCACCGCCGCCAUGGUCGCUAGGGUUUCCUCCCACUCCGACACCGACCUCCGAAUACGAUCCCUCGUGAGCUCCGGCAUGGUCGACGCCGCCGCCUCCCUCCUCCGCCGCCGCGCCGCCGAGCCGAACCCCUCGCCGCCGCCGCCGCCGCCGCCGCCUUCGACCGCCUCCUUCAAUCUCGUCCUCUCCUCCCUUGCCCGAUCCCGCAGGUUCGAUUGCGCCGUCGAUCUCUACUCCUUCAUGUGUCGCGUCGGAGCCGAUCCCGACAUGAUCAGCUUCAACAUCCUCCUCAAUUGCUACUGUGAAACGGGCCGUGUAGAUUGCGCUCACAAGGUGUUCAAUGAAAUGGCGUUGGGGUUCGACAAGCCGAAUGUGGUGUCGUACAAUACUUUGAUCAAGGGGUACUGUAAAAAAGGUCUAAUCUUGGACGCAUUGGGGGUUUUGAGUGUGAUGAGGGAGAACGGUCCACGGCCCAAUAGCCGGACAUACUCAAUUUUGAUCGAUUUUGCCUGCGGCUCCUCGAAUUCGGAAUUGGGUUUGCGUUUAAUUCGCGAAAUGCUACGAACUUGCUUGGUUGUGAGUGUGCCGGCUUAUAAUUGUUUGUUGGCAGGGCUUUGUAAGGAAGGGAAGAUGAAGCUGGCGAAGAGCCUUUACUCGAUGAUGGUGAAGUUGGGAGUAAAGGGAAAUGUGGUUUCAUACACAGGUUUCGUAAGUGGUUUGUGUCGGGAGGGGGGUGUGAUUGAAGCAAAAUUGCUUUUUGAUGAGAUGUUGGAGGCGGGUUGUUCGCCUAAUGUUGUAACAUACAGCGCUUUGAUUCAUGGAUUUUGCAUGAAUGGGAAGGUUGACGAUGCGCUAGAAAUGAUGCAACGGAUGGUCCUAAAAGGUCUAAAUCCAAAUGUGGUCACUUAUACGGGAGUCAUGUUGGGGCUUUGUAAGGAAGGGAGAGUGGGAAAGGCCCUCGAGCUUCUAGAGGAGAUGAAUCUGAAAGGAGUAAAACCUAAUGAGUUCACAUUUAGUAUUCUAUUAGACGGAUUAUGUAAAGAAGGUAGGCUUGAGGAAGCGACACAGCUAUUCCACCAAAUAGAAGAGAGAGGAUGCCGAAACAAAGUUGUGUUUUAUAAUGUUUUAGUUAGUGGGUUUUGUAAAAUGGGUAAAAUGGAGGAAGCUAGGGAGCUUAUCCGGGAGAUGAGGGACAAAAGUGUAUUGCCGGAUGUGAUUACGUUUAACACAUUGAUGGACGGUUUCUGUAAAAUUGGGAGAAUCGAGGCUGCAAAAGAGGUAUUAUGUGAUAUGGAGGGGGAAGGUGUGAAACCAAAUGUCGUUACGUUCAACACUAUCAUGUCUGGUUUAACUCGGCUGGGGGAUCUUGAGGAAGCUAUGAAUGUGGUAGAACAGAUGGCGAGCAAAGGAGUUGAACUAGAUGUUAUUAGUUAUAGUAUAAUUUCGGAGGGGAUGCGUAGAGCAAGUGCCUGCGAACCUGCAGAAAAUCGUAUUCAUAAAAUGGCUGAGAAUGACACCUGAUCUGAUGUUAAAACCAAUUAAUCCAUCCAUAAUGCCUGUUUGGCCUGAUUUACGGAACUUCUUCUUCACCCCAGGAAGUAGAAGCUUUUGUUAAAACCAAUUCAUCCAUCCAUAAUGCCUAUUUGGCCUGAUUUACGGAACUUCUUCUUCACCCCAGAGAGCAAAACCUUCCAUAAGUUAGGCAUUUGGCAAAUAGAAAGCAUAGAACUUUUGAUACAGCGGCGAGCAAGAAUGAGCUUUUGGGGACUUACUAAAGCUCCAAUUUGAAGCUUCCGGUUGUGUUAUAGCAAAACACCCUUAAGAGGAUUUAUAUGAAAGCGUUGUUAUUUAUACAACACGGAAUGGAUGCUCCGGCCAUGCUAAACAUUCCUUUGUACCACAAUGCAUCCUCAAAAUAUGCAGCUUCUUAAAGCCAAGCAUCAUCAGAUGGAUGAUGCAGAUGGAACCUCAAAUAUGGUUGUACAUAUAUAGUGACACCACACAGCAGGGUUUGUCACAUCAGAGAUGAGAUUUAAGGAAGUGGUAAGAGGACCUGCAUGAUGCUUUGUUAUUGGAACUUCUCCGUCGUCAAACUAUGCUCAAAUAUGCUUGCUUGAAGUUAGAGGACUCGUUGCUCGUAAGUUUUGCUCACCUGACUCUCCGCGGUUGGACCUUGAAAGAACAAGGAGAUGUGAUAUUUAUUGUUCGGUUCACAUGAUUAGGGCAGAACAUAAGUUAGUUGGGUAAGAGCAAUAACCAUAACAUAGUUCGAAAGCUCAUCAAAAGGAAGAAGAGUGUCUCCAAGGUUUCAUCACAAAAAAUGUGGAUUUGUUGUUGACUGUAGAUAAUGCAAGAGAAUAAAAGCAGAAAGUCUGAAAUAAUUCGACGGGAUUUCGUUCCCUAUCAAGAAAUUGCUGGAAUACGGUGCCAUAAAACGAACAGUUUUGAGGUUUAGUUUUCUUCAUUCGCAUCGAAGGCAUCGACCGUUUGGAGCGCGCGGCUACAGAUUGGAACAUGAAGGCAACUUUGCUUUUGUGAAAAUUUCUUUGAUACCUAAACUGACCCGAGUGAACUGAAGGAAUGGCACCUUAAGUUUCAUUAUGGGGUUUGUGUUAUACAAUCUUAUGUUUGAUUAGUUACAAACUAAAGUUUUUUUUUCACAA